CGCCCCCCCCGCCCCCUCCCCCCGCCCCCCAGCCGCGCUCAUGAAGGGCCGGACCAAGCUGUCAUCCAUGUGUCUCUGUGUGAAAUAUCGCUACCAAGAUGAGGACAGCCCGCCCCUGGAGCAGAGCCCGGCGCAUCUCCCCAACCAGGUAAAGGCCCCCGAGCUCGUCCACGUCUCGGAGAAGAACUUGUCCCAGAUCGAGAACGUCCACGGCUACGUGUCCCACUCCCACGUCUCCCCCAUGAAGGUAGGAAGGGGGGGCAGGGGGCGCCCGGCCAGCACAGGGGGUCACCG
Messenger RNA from Chelonia mydas (Green sea turtle), 294 nucleotides. Its product is annotated as disks large homolog 2. The transcript has 2 exons. Lineage: Eukaryota; Metazoa; Chordata; Testudines; Cheloniidae. The record is from RefSeq and is a predicted model, not a curated record. The annotation marks the transcript as partial.